UUUUAACCCAUGGAGGUGUCUAUAAUAAAUGUCUUAUUUUCCUUGCAGCCUUGUUUUAAAAGAAGAAGCAUCUGAUUACCUUGAAUUGGAUACAAUUAAAAAUCUUGUCAAAAAAUACUCCCAGUUCAUAAACUUUCCUAUUUAUGUAUGGAGCAGCAAGACAGAAACUGUUGAGGAACCCAUGGAUGAAGAAGAAGCAGCAAAAGAAGAAAAAGAAGAAUCUGAUGACGAAGCUGCAGUAGAAGAAGAAGAAGAAGAAAAGAAACCAAAAACGAAAAAAGUUGAAAAAACUGUCUGGGACUGGGAACUCAUGAAUGAUAUCAAACCAAUAUGGCAGAGACCAUCAAAAGAAGUAGAAGACGAUGAAUACAAAGCUUUUUACAAAUCAUUUUCAAAGGAAAGCGAUGACCCCAUGGCUUUUAUCCACUUUACUGCCGAAGGGGAAGUUACCUUCAAAUCAAUUUUGUUUGUACCCACAUCUGCUCCACGUGGUCUGUUUGACGAAUAUGGAUCUAAGAAGAGCGAUUACAUUAAGCUGUAUGUGCGCCGAGUAUUCAUCACAGACGACUUCCAUGAUAUGAUGCCCAAGUACCUUAACUUUGUCAAGGGUGUUGUGGACUCAGAUGAUCUCCCCUUGAAUGUUUCCCGUGAGACUCUUCAGCAACACAAACUGCUUAAGGUGAUUAGAAAGAAGCUUGUCCGUAAAACUCUGGACAUGAUCAAGAAGAUCGCUGAUGAGAAAUAUAAUGAUACUUUUUGGAAAGAAUUUGGUACCAACAUCAAGCUUGGUGUGAUUGAAGACCACUCAAAUCGAACACGUCUUGCUAAACUUCUUAGGUUCCAGUCUUCUCAUCAUCCAAGUGACAUUACUAGUCUAGACCAGUAUGUGGAAAGAAUGAAGGAGAAACAAGACAAAAUCUACUUCAUGGCUGGGUCCAACAGAAAAGAGGCCGAAUCUUCUCCAUUUGUUGAGCGACUUCUGAAAAAGGGCUAUGAAGUGAUUUACCUCACAGAACCUGUGGACGAAUACUGCAUUCAGGCCCUUCCUGAGUUUGAUGGGAAGAGAUUCCAGAAUGUUGCCAAGGAAGGAGUGAAGUUUGAUGAAAGUGAGAAAACUAAAGAGAGUCGUGAAGCAACUGAGAAGGAAUUUGAGCCCCUGCUCAAUUGGAUGAAAGAUAAAGCCCUCAAGGACAAGAUUGAAAAGGCUGUGGUGUCCCAGCGCCUGACAGAGUCUCCUUGUGCUCUUGUGGCCAGCCAGUACGGGUGGUCUGGCAACAUGGAGAGAAUCAUGAAAGCACAAGCCUACCAAACAGGCAAGGACAUCUCUACAAAUUACUAUGCCAGCCAGAAGAAAACAUUUGAAAUUAAUCCCAGACAUCCACUGAUCAGAGACAUGCUUCGACGAGUUAAGGAAGACGAAGAUGACAAAACAGUUGCAGAUCUUGCCGUGGUUCUAUUUGAAACAGCAACCCUGCGGUCAGGAUAUCUUUUACCAGACACUAAAGCAUAUGGAGAUAGGAUAGAAAGAAUGCUUCGCCUCAGUUUAAACAUAGACCCUGAUGCAAAGGUCGAAGAAGAACCCGAAGAAGAACCUGAAGAAACAACCGAGGACACCACGGAAGACACAGAGCAAGACGAGGAAGAAGAAAUGGAUGUCGGAACAGAUGAAGAAGAAGAAGAAACAGCAAAGAAAUCUACAGCUGAAAAAGAUGAAUUGUAAGUUAUACUCUCACCAUUUGGAUCCUGCGUGGAGAGGGAAUGUGAAAUUUAAGUCAUUUCUUUUGGGAGAGACUUGUUUUGGAUGCUUACCCCAGCCCCCUUCUCCCGUGCACUGUAAAAUGUUGGGAUUGUGGGUCACAGGAAGAAGAGGGUUUUUUAGUUGAAUUUUUUUUAACAUUCCUCAUGAAUGUAAAUUUGUACUAUUUAACUGACUAUUCUUGGUGUAAAAUCUUGUCAUGUGUAUAAAAAUAAAAAAGAUCCCAAAUA
Messenger RNA from Pteropus alecto (black flying fox), 1986 nucleotides. RefSeq names its product heat shock protein 90 beta family member 1 (gene HSP90B1). The coding region runs from base 29 to 1720 and encodes 563 amino acids. Gene Ontology annotation, biological process: protein folding. Gene Ontology annotation, molecular function: ATP hydrolysis activity; ATP-dependent protein folding chaperone; ATP binding. The record is from RefSeq and is a predicted model, not a curated record. The transcript has 13 exons. NCBI's taxonomy places the organism in Eukaryota, Metazoa, Chordata, Mammalia, Chiroptera, Pteropodidae.